AACGGCCGCAGUGAGAUCUUUGUCUAAGAAGUUGACUCAUAUUAAGAGAGAUGCUUAUUCGUGGAGCUGCUGGUUGAUAUGUCUUGUUGUGGUGGUGAUGAAAUGGCUUCACUCAAGCCAGGCGAGGAUGAAGUCAUGGUAUACGAGCCACAAUGACACACAAACGCCUUGAAUAUCCGUUGACUCCACUGGAAUAACCUUCUCAGCUUCUAAACUGCCAAGUCUCUUAAAUUGUAUCAUCCUUCUUAUUAUCGCCUCAACACGCGUCUCUCAUCAACCUCGUGCUCCAUCCUAAUCCUAUCAUUGGCUCAUCGACAUCUUCACCACCACAAGCCCCCAAAUCACGGCAACAUCUCAAACAAGUCUCGCUCGGUCCUCAAUUCGAUCAAUUUCACCCCCUGCAUCGACCGUUUCUUCACCAGAAAAAGCCAAGAUAGGUUCUAGCAUCUCGCCUAUCGAAUCAUAGCUUCGCAAGGACGCACACUUUUUGCGGGAGCGCGGAUAGUUUAACCAGUCCUUUGGGUGUUUAAAGGCAGCUUGGGACCCACGAUCGUCGACUGCAGCUUAUGCUUUGACCAGUGCUUAUCGGCCUUUGUUAAUGGUUGGCUUGAUCAUGGAUUGAGAACAUCGCUGUCGUGGAGACAGCAGCAAACUCUUGAUACUCUAUUAUUGUUAUUACCCCGAAUGAGAUGGCGGUGCUUCAUCAGUAUGAUUACAUCUUUGCUCUGACUGUUAUAUUUGCAUGCCUCGAUGCCUGGAACAUUGGCGCCAAUGAUGUCGCCAAUUCGUUUGGCACGUCGGUCUCUUCGAGAUCGCUGACCAUGAAGCAAGCAAUGCUCGUAGCAGCAGUUUGCGAAUUCAGUGGCAGUGUGUCUGUUGGGUCUCGAGUGGCAGAUACCAUCCGAACGAAGAUUGUCGACCCUCAUCACUACGACAGUUCACCCGGUGUUUUACUUCUUGUCAUGAUGUGCACUAUCAUGUCGUCCUCGCUCUUCCUGACAUUCGCGACUCGGCAAGGAUUACCCGUUUCAACUACUCAUUCGCUCAUCGGAGGACUCGUCGGAGCAGCUACAGCGUCGAUAGGCAUAACAAAGAUCAAUUGGGGAUGGCAUGGUGUGUCGCAGAUCUUUGCGGCGUGGAUCAUUGCGCCGUUGAUCGCAGGCUGUAUGGGGUUUGUACUGUUCAUGUUCACCAAGAAGUUCAUCUUGACGAAACAAACAGCUGUUAGGAGGGCAUUCUACUCCAUUCCGUUCUAUACCUACUUGACAGUAGGUGCACUCACGAUGCUUCUCGUUUGGAAAGGGAUCCAUACUAUCAACCUAUCUACUCGAGACAUCGUCAUCUCAGUCUUUGCGACAGCCACUGGGAUGACUCUCCUCCAAAUAUUCUUUCUCCUUCCCUUCCUGUGGACGAGAAUAAUGCACGAGGAUUGGACUCUCAAAUGGUAUCAUGUCUUUCAAGGACCACUCCUCCUCUGGCGAUCACCACCUCCACCGACACCAGCUGGGUUCACUAAGCCUCGCAUCAGAGACUACUACCAGGGGCAUCUCACGCGGGAGGAACUCAGCCACCUACGUACCUCCGAAACUCUUCUCCAAUCGAUUCAAACACCAGACGGCCAGUUACCCGAUCUCGAUCGUGACGAUGAAUGGAUUCUCCCACCGCCAGCUCAAACACCACCCAAAACUCCCCCAGGUCGCUUCGAGCCUCGCGCCUCAUCGGAAUUCAUACCUCCCCGACCCGACGGCUCAUGGAACAGCCCUAAAGUAAUGGCAUGGAAAGCCAACCGCGUGCUACUCCGCGGACUGGAGAAGGACGUCGUGGCUAUGCAGAAGCGGAACAAUAUCCUCAACUGGGAUUUGGAAGACAUGCACGCUCGAUCCGCGCACUAUGAUAACCGUGCAGAGUACAUGUAUUCCGCUCUUCAGAUCCUCACCGCCGCAACAGCAUCUUUUGUCCACGGGGCAAACGACGUCAGUAACGCAGUCGCCCCGUUCACAACAGCAUAUCAAGUAUGGUCCAGCGGAGGCAUACCCGAAUUCGUCGCCAUACCGAUCUGGAUCCUCGUCGUAGGCGGUGCAUGUAUCGUUGUCGGACUGUUGACCUACGGCUACCACGUCAUGCGGACGCUAGGCAAUCGUUUGACGCUCAUCUCGCCAAGCCGUGGUUUCUGCAUGGAGCUCGCGAGUGCAAUCACGGUGCUCAUGGCAACGAGGCUGUCUUUACCCGUGUCUACUACGCAGUGCAUUACGGGAGCUACGGUGGGCGUUGGGCUGGCGAAUGGGGAUUGGAGAUGUAUUAAUCCGAAGCUUGUGCUUUGGAUUUACAUGGGUUGGUUAAUUACGCUGCCGGUGACGGGAGUCAUGUCGGGCUGUUUCAUGGCACUGAUCAUCAAUGCGCCGAGAUGGGAUGGGUGAUUACAUCAAAGUGUUUGUAUUUCUGGGCUUAGCGAUGAUACCUGUUCCAUAUGCUUGUUUGCGCUUAUGAUAAAAUGACUAUAUUUAGAAGUAUAUACUAGAAGCUUAGAAUGUUUAAGGUUCAAGCAACUCGUGCAACCAGAGGCCAAUGCAACUCGCUCGUGAUGGCUUCAUGAAUGUUCGCUCAUGUCCGUGCUAACGGCUAGCUUCCUGCAACAAGCCUCGCGCAUGGCACCUAUUCCGCUCCAACAUCUCCUCAAGUUGAUCCCACAGCUUGCAAACAUCAGACUCGUCAAGUUCCGGAUCAUUAUCACUAACAGCGGCCCACUCCUCUACUGGUACGAUAUCAUGAUUUGCUAGUCCAACCACGAACCUCCUCACUUUGACAUCCAAUCCGUCUGAAAUAUCAGCAAAGGGAUCUCCAAUGCGUUUAUGCACUGGACGCGCCGUGGUCGUAAAUUCAAGCAGCUGUUUGGGCUGUCUGUCGAGGAAGAGGUUGAUGAUGUUGGUCCAGAUUUGCUUGGCUGGGGCUAUACAGUUCCGCAGACUGAUCUUCUCGAGUGUCCCUGCAUGAUUGGAAAGAAAGGCAAAGAGCUGGCUCGAGAUCUGAGAGUAAUCCAGUUCUAAUGUUGUCAGGCGCGGUAGAUUGAUAGACGGAGAUGCCCAGUUUAUGGGUUCCACAAGUUGCUCAUUGCCCAUGACUGCAUUCAUCUUCCCAGUGAGUCGCAAGACCUGAACAUUAUGCAGAUUCUCCAGAAACAUCUCCGGGAAGAGAGUUAUGAACGCCUGGUGUGCUGAAGUCAUCUUUCCAUACAUGUAACUCCCGCCAUGUCCCAUGUAUCCGACACCAGCAAGUGUCAUCUCAAACGACGCCAGGUGUUUAAGAAGAUCUUUCCACGUUUCUGACUCACAUGCACGAUAUGCUUCUCGCCCAGUUGGCGGAAGACUAUCGAUCUCAAGUCGAGAAAAGGAACGCGCACUUUUGCUUAGCGCCAGUAGACUCCCUUCGAUAAGAACUCUCCAAGGCUCUGUAUCGUGUUUUCCAUGCCAUAGAUGAAACUCCCAACGGUUCAAACACUGUGGUGACAGAGCCCAUUCCGAUAACUCCCAGUGACUCAGGUCGAAUUUAAAUUUGUCCAAGGACGGGAAAAAGGUAAGAGAUUGUAGUGCUGUUCGAGUCUCAUCACUGAGCUUGAUCUCAGGCUUGUGUCUCCUGUCUCGAGCUGGCCAAGGAUGAUGAGGGUUGUAUCGAAUUUCGCGAACGAUAUCCCUUCGAGGUCCAGAUGCGAGAGCCAAUAAGGCACUUCCAGAUUGUGAGGUUUCGUUUAAUUCGAUGAUUGAGUAUGUUUGAUGUUCAAAUGCAGACAUUAGACGAUGAGACACGGCGCAAAGUUUUCGCAGAUCUUCAUGAUCGACAUGGUAAGAGAUUUCGAGGAGAACCUCGGGGGCAACUCGAUUGAGUGCCAUUUUGACAGUGUGCUGUAGUGAAACAACAUGUAAUAAAAGAAGAAAAUGAGUGAGAGAUGUAAAUAAUCUGAAAUGAGUGGGAAGUUAAAUUGUAACGUUAUCGAAAUCUGACGUUGGAUGGAUCGUGGCUCUUGGCGUAUGAGGCUUGAGUUAUGAUGACA
This is a messenger RNA of Fusarium odoratissimum NRRL 54006, 4045 nucleotides long. Its product is annotated as PiT family inorganic phosphate transporter. Bases 690 to 2417 code for a protein of 575 amino acids. Gene Ontology annotation, biological process: phosphate ion transmembrane transport. The record is from RefSeq and is a predicted model, not a curated record. Lineage: Eukaryota; Fungi; Ascomycota; Sordariomycetes; Hypocreales; Nectriaceae. The transcript is spliced from 2 exons. Gene Ontology annotation, cellular component: membrane.